AUGGGGAACGCUCGAAGGACGUCUGGAAACUCCGAAGGUAUCGCGGUCGAUCGUUUGCCGGUAGAUCGAGGUGACGAAAUUGUGAAAGCUCCCUGUGAUAACAAGGUGGCAGUAAAGAUAAUCGAUACGCAAAAUGGCAGACAAGAUUACAUAGUGAAGAAUUUAACUCGAGAAGCUAAAUUACUAUCAAUGUUACAACAUCCAAGUAUCGUCAGGCUUUACGAAACGAUUCAGUACGGAUCGGUAUACUACCUUGUGAUGGAACUUGCAACCGGUGGUGACCUAUGCACACACAUUAAACAACAACCAAGUGGCAUGCUCGAUGAGAUGACCGCGAAGCUUUACGCCAGACAGCUGGUUUCUGCUUUGAAACACAUGCACUCCAGGGGAAUCGUUCAUCGAGAUCUAAAGAUGGAAAACAUAAUGCUACAAGAUUCUCGGAAAGAUCAAAUUAAAAUAGUUGACUUUGGAUUAAGUAACAUCUAUCAUUGCGAAGAUCCUUUAAAAACACAUUGCGGAUCACCGGAAUACGCAGCACCAGAACUUUUCGUCGUUGGUAAAAAAUAUGGUCCUGAAGUUGAUUUUUGGAGUCUAGGUGUCGUCUUAUACGGAAUGAUGACCGGUCGGCUACCCUUUUUAAGUCCUUGUGACAAACAAACGUCAUCAGAAGAACGUCGGCGAAGGUUAAUGGCUCAAAUAAACCGCGGCUUAACGGCCCUGCAAGUGAAAAACAUGUCGAGGAUGUCGAAUGAUUGCAAAAAUCUGAUUAACAAAUUGCUCACACCCGUUCCGCAUAAAAGGAUUACGAUUCAAGAACUUUGCCAUCAUCCUUGGAUCGCAUGCAAGCUUAGGAAUGUUUCAAGAAUCUCCAGUGAAACCGAUUUGGAUGUGACCGAUCAUAAGACAAUCAUCGCUGAGAUAUCCAAGAUGACUCACCUGGAUCGAAACACCAUCGAGAUGGAAAUUAUUCGACGAAAGUACGGCGAAAUAGGCGGCAUGUACAAUAUCAAAUCACACAAAGCACGUCAAGUUGCUGCUUUGUACGCACGUCAUACAGGAUCGUUAUCAUUGCUGAGAUAUAUUCCACAACAUAUGAAACAACAAUCAUAUUCAACAACAACCUCAACAAUAAGAACCACCGCAGCCGGUCUCGAAACGACGUAUAAACCACCUUCGAGAUAUUCACCGUAUUCCAAGGCCAACGAAAAAUCAACCGGAUAUGUUGCUAUUUCUCCGUUAAAGGAGAAUAAAAAAUGUUGGGACAGCAAAAGUGCAUCUUACGGGGAGGUCAAGAAUUCUUCGAAAGUUCAAAAAACUUCGAACACUUCCUGUAACGUUUGCAAAAUUUUACCACCUUCGACGAAUAUUCAGCAACCGCAAGUUUUGAAAAAGAACACGAACGUCGAACACGCGGUAAACGUGAUCAAGAAUUCGGACAAAAGUAACGAACAGAGGCAAACGAGUAGAUUGGUCGUUCCUCAAACGAAUAUUCGUUUAUUGCCAACUUCCUCGAGAAGUUCUUUUUCUCAAGCAUCUUUUGGUUGUCCUCAAUUCGAAAUGGUCCAUCGUAAUCCCAUCAAAAGAUGGUCAGAAAUAUGUGAGAAGAGAGAAAACGUUCGACAACAAAGACGUUCGACUAAUUCCGUAAUUCAAACUGAAUCCAAUACGAUUUCGUCCACGUCAUCGGUAAUCAAAACCCGACCACGAACAUUAGAAUCCAGCACGUUAAAUCGUAAUACUUUGAAUCGUAAAUUUGUCUUGGAAAAAGUUGAAUCGAAAAAAGAAGUUGACAAGAUUGUACCUUUUUCGAAAUCUUCAAUAUCUGUUAAGAAAAAAAUAAUAUCUACUUGCGAUAAUAUUUCGCCUAAACAUCUUUUGCGAACAAAUACUUCUAAUAGAAGUAUAUUUAAGAUAAAUGACAAAGUUAAAUAA
Molecule: messenger RNA, 1932 nt
Organism: Polistes dominula (European paper wasp)
Lineage: Eukaryota; Metazoa; Arthropoda; Insecta; Hymenoptera; Vespidae
Biological process (GO): protein phosphorylation; intracellular signal transduction
Cellular component (GO): cytoplasm
Molecular function (GO): protein serine/threonine kinase activity; ATP binding
Source: RefSeq, a predicted model, not a curated record